Molecule: messenger RNA, 1511 nt
Organism: Vigna umbellata (rice bean)
Lineage: Eukaryota; Viridiplantae; Streptophyta; Magnoliopsida; Fabales; Fabaceae
Source: RefSeq, a predicted model, not a curated record
GAUUAUAUCUUAUGGUGUUAUUCUGAUGUUUGAAAAAAAAAAAAGAUCAGUACAUUAAGAUUGUAGAAAUCUUGAUCAUGGUUUUUAAUGGCUUAUAGCAUGUCUAAUGAAUUUUUAUACUGUUUGGAUGAACAGGCUUGGCUGUCAUAACUGUGAUGCUGGUCACCACUUGCUUAAUGUCUCUAGUUAUUGUUUUAUGCUGGCACAAGAGUAUUUUCCUAGCCAUUUGCUUCAUAUUCUUCUUUGGGUCCAUCGAAGCACUGUACUUCUCUGCAUCCCUGAUCAAGUUCCUUGAAGGAGCAUGGGUGCCCAUUGCCCUCUCGCUCACAUUUCUUAUCGUGAUGUAUGUGUGGCACUUUGGCACACUUAAAAAGUACGAGUUUGAUGUUCAGAAUAAGGUGUCCAUCAACUGGCUCCUUGGUUUAGGCCCCACUCUAGGAAUUGUGCGUGUAAGAGGAAUUGGCCUAAUACACACUGAACUUGUGUCUGGGAUCCCAGCCAUUUUCUCUCACUUUGUCACCAAUCUCCCAGCUUUUCAUCAAGUAGUGAUCUUCCUCUGCGUCAAAUCUGUCCCAGUGCCACAUGUGAGACCUGAAGAAAGGUUCUUGGUUGGUAGAGUUGGCCCAAAAGAAUACAGGCUUUAUAGGUGCAUAGCUCGGUAUGGUUAUAGGGACUUUCACAAGGAUGACAUUGAGUUUGAGAAAGAUCUUAUUUGUAGCAUAGCAGAAUUCAUUCGGUCAGAUAGUUCUGAGUCCAACCAAGGAUUUGAGAGUUUUGAAGAUGACACAAAAAUGGCAGUUGUAGGAACCUCAGCAUCAAAUUCAGAAGGUAUAAGGAUGUGUGAAGAUGAUAACAAAAAUUCUCAGAUGAAAGAUUGCAUAGAAAUGAGGGUGGUUAAGUCUCCUGAAAUAGUUAGGAAGAGAGUGAGGUUUGUUGUGCCAGACAGUCCAGAGAUUGAUUUGGGUGCAAGGGAGGAGUUGCAGGAACUAAUGCAAGCAAGGGAAGGAGGAAUGGCAUUCAUAAUGGGCCACUCUUAUGUGAAAGCAAAGAGAGGUUCAAGUUGGAUAAAGAAAGUUGUGAUCAAUUAUGGGUAUGAUUUCUUAAGAAGAAAUUCUAGAGGACCAACUUAUGCUCUAAGUAUCCCUCAUGCUUCUAUCCUAGAAGUUGGCAUGGUCUACCAUGUCUGAGUUUUGGCUACAAGUUAUGCAGUUUAGAUAAAUCAUACACAGCAUAAAUUGGUUGCAUUUUUUAUAGUGCCCCUCCAUGCUACCAAUCUUUUCAUUUCUCCUCCUGAUACAUGAAUAAAUAAUAUGUUAGGAGGGAAUUUUCGCCCAUUGUCCAAGUAAAUGAACGUCAAGUGACCAAUGGAUAUUUUUGUGGGAGGUAUUUUAAUUUUUUUCAAUAGAAAACUUUGUAACAGAAAGAUUAGUUUGGUUGUGGAUUGUGUAUCUAGCAGGCCUAGAACUUUGUAAAAUGUGCUGUUGUGUUAGUUCUUCAAUGUAUAUGUUUUA